Molecule: messenger RNA, 456 nt
Organism: Phaeodactylum tricornutum CCAP 1055/1
Lineage: Eukaryota; Bacillariophyta; Bacillariophyceae; Surirellales; Neidiaceae
Exons: 3
Coding region: 1-456 (151 amino acids)
Biological process (GO): endoplasmic reticulum to Golgi vesicle-mediated transport
Cellular component (GO): TRAPP complex; nucleus; cytoplasm
Source: RefSeq, a predicted model, not a curated record
AUGUCACAAGCACAAAGUGCGUUGUUGCUGGUAAUUGUGGGUCGCAACGAACCACUAUACGAAGCCAAUCUUCUCGCCUCCGCCAACAAUUCGACGGCGGCGCAGCUGCAGCAAUCCGAAACCAUGACUCGACAGAACUAUUUCGUCACACACUCUGCCUUGGAUCUCGUGGAAAAGGCUGCUUUUACCACCCACAGUAUGUACUUACGAGUUGUUGAUAAAGUCAAUCAGCAGCAAGUAUCGGCCUUCUUAACGGCCGGUCACACAAAAUUCAUGUUAUUGCACGGAGGUCAUCGUCACCGCCACAACGAAGAUACCAUACGGGGAUUUUUUCAAGACCUUUACGAACUCUACGUUAAGGUACCCCUGAAUCCACUGCGACCCUAUGAUUCUCCCAUUCGUAGCGACAACUUUAACCGGAGAGUGCGGGCCUUGGCAAAUCGGUAUUUUGCGUAA